This is a messenger RNA of Mauremys mutica (yellowpond turtle), 503 nucleotides long. RefSeq names its product pancreatic secretory trypsin inhibitor-like. Lineage: Eukaryota; Metazoa; Chordata; Testudines; Geoemydidae. The coding region runs from base 112 to 363 and encodes 83 amino acids. The transcript is spliced from 4 exons. The record is from RefSeq and is a predicted model, not a curated record. Gene Ontology annotation, molecular function: protein binding.
CAGAGCCUGGAGAGCCGUAGAGUGGGUAGAUAUAAAGCUCCCUGCGUGGGCUUCUUGAGAGAGGGUCUCCUGGACACAGGCAGAUUCUGACUCCGUCCGCAAUAAACAGCCAUGAAGGCAACUGGCCUCUUCCUGCUCCUCGGCGUGGGGCUUUGCUGCUGCUCAGGCAAUGCCGAAGCGGAUGGUGCUUCUGACGAAGGCAAAGAGCCUGAUUGUGGCAGUUAUAUGCUUCCGGCCUGCCCAAAAAUCUUGGAUCCUGUAUGUGGCACCAACAAUGAGACGUAUCCCAAUGAGUGUGAGUUGUGUGCUCAGAACCUGAGAAGGAAAACUAAUAUUCGCAUAAAGAGGAGAGGAAUGUGCUGAGUGCCUCAUGCACUUUCGGCCUCUGCUCAAAUCCGGGCAGAGAAGAGCAGAAGUGGGCGUGUGACAAUUCCUGAUGAAGACGCACACAGCUGCCACUCCACCGUCCUGCUUCCCCGUUCAAUAAACCUGACCGCAUCUCA